UGAAUCGCUGCUGGUCGUGUAGAGGCGGAGUUCAGUAUUUUCUUUUUUGUAUUUUUUUUUUUCUUUUUUUCUUUUUUUGCUGAUGUCGACGUGCAGGCGGCGGGUAGCAGGCAGAGGGCAGCAGGCUGGGCUCAUCAUCUCAUCCUCACCGGAUCAGCAGCAUCACCGUCCAACACACGGGCAAGGACAAGGACGACCUCUCCAGACGCGCGCAAGAGGACGGGACCAUUAAGAUAUUUCCAUAUAUAUAAAUAUAUAUAUUUGGUAUUCUAAAAUAAAAGGGCACCAGAUCGCAUCGAAAGCAGCAAGAUGCUGGCCUGUACAGAGAUGAUCACCAUGUGUCUUCAGUCUGCCAAGCACGAACACUUGAGAAAGCAGCAGGAGCUUGACCACAACCAGAAUCAAGGCGUCUCUCUCUUCCAGGAUAUUUUCCGCCGGGCAGACAAAAAUGACGACGGGAAGCUGUCCUUGGAGGAGUUCCAGUCGUACUUCACCGACGGUAUCCUCACUGAUGAGCAGAUGCAGGAGCUGUAUCACUCCAUCGACAGGAAGCAGACAGACAACAUGGACAUAGACAAACUCUCAGAGCACUUCUCUCCACAUCUGGGAGAAUACGUCAACGUCCUGUCUGCCCUGGAGAAGCUGAACGUGGCCAUUUUGAAGGCCAUGGACAAAACUAAAGAGGAGUAUCAGGGUUCAUCGGUGCUCGGCCAGUUCGUGACUCGCUUCCUGCUGAGGGAAACCUCCGCCCAGCUGCAGUCCCUCCAGUCGUCACUGGACUGUGCCAUGGAGGCCGUUUAUGACCAUGGCUGCACGGGGAAGAGGAUAGUGAAGACGCCCGAGGACCUGCCCAUCCAGAGGGCGACCAAAAGGCCCGGCCGACGCAUCCAGAAGAACAUGUGUCUCUCCCCGACUGACCCCUACUCUGGCAUGCUCACCACAGGGGUCAGUGUGGAGCCAGACAACCACUGGGGCUCCCAGAUCAACCAGCUGGAGCAUCUCAUAGACAAACUGGAGUAUGAGAGUCCACAUCUUGAGCCUCUCAACGAAGACACACUGGCGGGGACUUACAAAUCGAACAUACUUCUGGUCCAGAGACAAAUGUCUGUGAAGGAGAAAGACGUGGAGCCGUUUCAACAAGCUCUCAAGAUCUACACAGAUGCGACCACCAGCCAGCUCAACAACCUGCACGUCUCAGUCCAGAACCUGCCAGAUAGAUCAUGCUUCAUCAUGUACGAGUUUUGGCAGGACCGUCUCUCCUGGAUGAGCUACCUGCAGUCGUCCAUCAGCAAGACCUUCCAGCGCUGCAUUAUAGACUCGCUGGAAGAGCCGGAAAUGGUCUCCACCAUGCUCCUCCCAGCCUCUUGGUGGAUUAUGAACAACAACUGACAGGGCAAAGUUGCUGCCUUCAAGAAGAGAGAGGCGACCAUGUAAUCGCUUCUUCUUCUAUUUUGUUUCUUUGAUAUUAACUGUUUUUUUCCCCUUGUGGCAUGACCAGGAUUGCUUUUUGCAACGCUAUGCUCCAGGGUUUUAGAAAAAAAAAAAAAAAAGAAGAAGACUGUUCAGAUAGCUCAGUCAACAGCGGAGCAAACUUAAACCUUGGAUGGAACGAACUGAGGUAAUGCAGUGUUUUAUUGUGUGUGAUCAAGAUCUGUGCUCAUUUCACUGACUCACGGGCACGAUUCUUGUGUCUGAUUUAACAGAAACGCCGGAAAUGAUUUUAGAAAAAGAAAAAAAAAACACAUUUGCAUGAUUUCUUAUUUCUCAGUGCUAGUUUGUUUCACUUAGAGCUACAUCUUAGAGUAGGUAUAAUGUUCCACAACAACAGAAAAACACAAAGUAACAAUAAACCUGUUUAUCCAUCACUUAUCCUUCCUCUCAGAUGAAAAUAGUGACAGGGUUUACCUUUCCUCUUGUUCUCUCUGUGGUAUUGUGCUUUGUUGUCUCUUUCAAAGCUUUGUUACCAACUUGCCGACGGGUUAGACAGCCAUUCGAUAGUUAACGAAGAGUUACAACCUAUACUUCUAUCGUCCGUGUCACUCCUGCACUUUAGAAAAUAUGAAACGUGGACCUUAUCGUGAAGAACGGACAUUUAUCGUAGAUCGUCUAUUCAAAAUGUAGAGUUAACUGCUCCUAUUAAAAAGCAGAGAGCUGCUCCGGGGAGCAGUGAGAUGUUAGUGAAUGGUAAUAAUUUACCAAAUAAUUGUGCAGUUUCCUCGUACUGUUAGAUAUAUAUAAAUAUAAUUUAAAAAAAUAAAUAAAUAACUCAAAAGCCAUUAUUUUGCAUUUGCAGUGUUUAAUCGAGAGUUUAACGGUGCAGCACACACAAAUAGAAGUUUAUAUUUUGAGUACAAGCUGGAUCUGUUCCGUGUGAUUGAGACUCUGGUGUACAGUAGUCGAUAAAAGUUGUAGAAUAAUUAUUGUGGUAAAUGUACAUUAUUGGAUUUGCUCGGAUAAUGUGAAGAAUGAAUGUGUUCACACUUUGGUUGAGUAUUUCUCAUUUCUUUCAGUGUAAAAUAUACAGUUGUUACGUGAUGCUAUGUUUGUUUUUCGGCAUGAAUUAAAGUUUGACAUGUUGAUAACGAGAAAGAAA
Molecule: messenger RNA, 2593 nt
Organism: Mugil cephalus (flathead mullet)
Lineage: Eukaryota; Metazoa; Chordata; Actinopteri; Mugiliformes; Mugilidae
Product: N-terminal EF-hand calcium-binding protein 1-like
Exons: 12
Coding region: 310-1389 (359 amino acids)
Biological process (GO): regulation of amyloid precursor protein biosynthetic process
Cellular component (GO): endoplasmic reticulum; cytoplasm; Golgi cis cisterna
Molecular function (GO): calcium ion binding
Source: RefSeq, a predicted model, not a curated record